AUGGUAGUAGGGUCCUCCCGAACUCUGGCAUCCAUAUCGUGGCAAACGAAGAAAGUCGAGACCAUGAUCGCCCAUAUGUCCAAAUCAUCAGAACCCUUCUUCUUCAUGCAUCAGAUUCCGACUUCCCAGCUUGAGGGCGGGGUAUUCACCCAUUACGGCAUUAAAGCCGGGUUGAAACACAAGUCUCGAGUGGCUGGAAUUCCCGUUUCACCGCACGAUCCAGCAUGUUCGGCGUACUAUUCAUACUGGGAGGUUUUCCCGCUGUUCCUCGAAACGACGUCCUUCCCAUCGAGUGCUCGAGCAGUCCUACGGACUCGAGACUCCAACCAGCCAGCCAGCUUAUUUAUCACCAACUGGAAAGUUGUCCUGCUACGAGUCGCCGACUACCAAAGCUAUGAUCGUAUACACUCGCCCGACUCACCUAAACCUCCAGCCAGUGCAGAAGAACUCUCGAAUUGGCCUUCUCUCCCGGUCGCCUUGCCCCACGCCGUUCAUCCGGCUGCAGUCUCGAAGAUCCUAUCACAAUCCCCGGGGUUCCAUGCGUUUGGGCCCAGAUCAUGA
This is a messenger RNA of Cadophora gregata, 561 nucleotides long. RefSeq lists its product as uncharacterized. Lineage: Eukaryota; Fungi; Ascomycota; Leotiomycetes; Helotiales; Ploettnerulaceae. The record is from RefSeq and is a predicted model, not a curated record. Bases 1 to 561 code for a protein of 186 amino acids. The transcript is spliced from 2 exons.